Solea solea (common sole) is the source of this 1149-nucleotide messenger RNA. RefSeq names its product selenoprotein T, 1a (gene selenot1a). Lineage: Eukaryota; Metazoa; Chordata; Actinopteri; Pleuronectiformes; Soleidae. The transcript has 6 exons. Gene Ontology annotation, cellular component: endoplasmic reticulum membrane. Gene Ontology annotation, molecular function: thioredoxin-disulfide reductase (NADPH) activity. Gene Ontology annotation, biological process: cell redox homeostasis. The record is from RefSeq and is a predicted model, not a curated record.
CUCUGCUUCGGAGCGAGCGACGGAGGAAACAUACCCCGGAACCGAUGGCGAUGAAGUGGCUACGUUUUGCUCUCCUCGCCUUCGGGGUUUUCUCGCUGAGCUGCGCCACGUCUGGUGACAGCAGCGGCGUGAAGAAGAUGAAGAUGCAGUUUGCUACGGGGCCUCUCCUCAAGUUCCAGAUCUGCAUUUCCUGAGGGUACAAGCGGGUGUUUGAGGAGUACAUGCAGGCCUUAUACCAGCGGUACCCAGACAUCCGUAUUGAAGGGGAGAACUAUCAACCUAUGCCCCUCUAUCGACACUUCGCUUCCUUCCUGUCCGUGUUCAAACUGCUGGUGAUUGGGCUGAUAAUAAUCGGCAGGGACCCAUUUGCCCUUUUGGGUAUGCAAGCCCCAGGCUUUUGGGAGUGGGGCCAGACCAAUAAGAUAUAUGCCUGCAUGAUGGUGUUCUUCUUCAGCAAUAUGAUUGAAAAUCAGCUGAUGUCCACAGGAGCUUUUGAAAUCACACUAAAUGAUGUGCCGGUGUGGUCAAAACUGGAGUCGGGUCACUUGCCCUCCAUGCAGCAGCUUGUGCAAAUCUUGGACAAUGAAAUGAAAAUGAACGUUCACAUGAACACAAAACCCCACCACUCUUAACCCGACUUUUCAAUUCCUGGCUGGAGCUAAAAGCCCCUCCAUGCAAGUUUGAGGUGGGUUUCUCACUGGACUGUGAAGUGAUGUUUAUGAAGGUCUGUGCUGAAGGCAGGAAGACUGUUAGCACAGACUGGAUGCUCCCAUCACUCUUUACUUUGUCCCUUUGAGACAUCCUGCCCCUGACACCAGAGUGGGAUCCAUGGCAACAGCGCUGGCCAUUCUGUCAUCGUACUGUUCCUACAGUUGCAGAUUUCAUCCAAGUGAUAACAGUCUUAAUAUUUGCAUAUAUAAUGACCCAUGUCAACUAAACAAAUAUGUCAUUUGUACCACUGAGCCAUAUGUAGAAUUUUUAAGUUAACUGUUCUAAACGUAGCUUAGCUGUGUAGAAAAUGCAACCCUUAAAAUCAUCACCAUUGUGAAAAUAACAUUAGGGAAUUAUGUCUUGGUAUGAUUUCUGAAUAUUUUUUAUAUUUGCAUACCUUGGGAGAACUAAGAAGAUUAAUAAAACCUAUUGUAACUA